CGCGCAGGGCGGAGAGAGGCAGUGGCCGCCGCCGCCCGGCCCCAGACCUGUCAGACCUGGCAGCCGGCCUCAAGCGGCGGGUGCGGCGGGCGCGGCGGGCGCGAGCACGGCCCCGCGGCCCGGGGAGCAGCUGGAGCCGGCCCCAACGAGCCGGCAGAGGGCGGGGAGAUGUGCGGCGGCCCCGCGGCGGCGCCCCAGGAUGAGGAGGGACGCGCGGCGCUGCCCUUGGGAGCCGGGGCUCCCGUGAAGUAGUCGCCGCCGACUGUCCGCCUGCACCGAGCCGUUCCGCGCCGCGGCCGCUCAGCCUCUGCCAUGGCCGGGGCCGGCGCGUGGAAGCGCCUCAAAUCUCUGCUGAGGAGGGAUGAUGCGCCGCUGUUCCUAAAUGACACCAGCGCCUUCGACUUCUCGGAUGAGGUCGGGGGCGAGGGGCUUUCUCGGUUUAACAAACUUCGAGUUGUGGUGGCCGACGAUGGUUCUGAAACCCUGGAAAGGCCUAUAAACGGGGCGCACCCGGCCCUCCAGGCCGACGAUGAUUCCUUAUUGGACCAGGACUUACCUUUGACCAACAGUCAGCUGAGUUUGAAGGUGGAUUCCUGUGACAACUGCAGCAGACAGCGAGAGCUGCUGAAGCUGAGAAAGGUGAAAACCAGGUUGACCAUUGCUGCUGUUCUUUACUUGAUUUUCAUGAUUGGAGAGCUUGUAGGUGGAUACAUUGCAAAUAGCCUAGCAAUCAUGACAGAUGCACUUCAUAUGUUAACCGAUCUAAGCGCCAUCCUACUCACCCUGUUUGCUUUGUGGCUGUCAUCAAAAUCACCAACUAAAAGAUUUACUUUUGGAUUUCAUCGGUUAGAGGUUUUGUCCGCUAUGAUUAGUGUGCUGUUGGUGUAUAUACUUAUGGGAUUCCUCUUAUAUGAAGCUGUCCAAAGAACUAUCCACAUGAACUAUGAAAUAAAUGGAGAUAUAAUGCUUAUCACCGCAGCUGUUGGAGUUGCAGUUAAUAUAAUAAUGGGGUUUCUGUUGAACCAGUCUGGUCACCAUCACUCUCAUUCCCACUCCCUGCCUUCAAAUUCUCCUACCAUAGGUUCUGGGUGUGGACACAGCCAGGAUAGCCUGGCAGUGAGAGCUGCAUUUGUACAUGCUUUGGGGGAUUUGGUACAGAGUGUGGGUGUACUAAUAGCUGCAUACAUCAUACGAUUCAAGCCAGAAUACAAGAUUGCUGAUCCCAUCUGCACAUAUGUAUUUUCAUGUCUUGUGGCUUUUACAACAUUUCACAUCAUAUGGGAUACAGUAGUUAUAAUACUAGAAGGUGUACCAAGUCAUUUGAAUGUAGACUAUAUCAAAGAAGCCUUGAUGAAAAUAGAGGAUGUAUAUUCAGUGGAAGAUUUAAACAUCUGGUCUCUCACUUCAGGAAAAUCUACUGCCAUUGUUCACAUACAGCUAAUUCCUGGAAGUUCAUCUAAAUGGGAGGAAGUACAAUCCAAAGCAAACCAUUUAUUAUUGAACACAUUUGGCAUGUAUAAAUGUACUAUUCAGCUUCAGAGUUACAGGCAAGAUGUGGACAGAACUUGUGCAAAUUGCCAGAGUUCCAGUCCCUAAUUUUAUAUAUUUUGGGGACUCCUGCCUUAUUAUCUUGCAGUCACAGACUUGAGAGCAAUAAAUGCAAACCCAAAUGAGAAAAA
Molecule: messenger RNA, 1679 nt
Organism: Otolemur garnettii (small-eared galago)
Lineage: Eukaryota; Metazoa; Chordata; Mammalia; Primates; Galagidae
Gene: SLC30A4
Product: solute carrier family 30 member 4
Exons: 8
Coding region: 313-1596 (427 amino acids)
Biological process (GO): zinc ion transmembrane transport; response to zinc ion
Cellular component (GO): plasma membrane
Molecular function (GO): zinc ion transmembrane transporter activity
Source: RefSeq, a predicted model, not a curated record